CUGAUAGGCUCAAGAGGGGCCAAGGAGAGGAUAUCGGAAAGCGAAGUGGGGGAGCGAACUAAGGCGCCAAUGCAGCGCCUCGUAGGAUGGGUGCUCCCCUCGGUGCUGUUCCUGGCACCCCUUCCUGUGCUUUCCGAGCACUGCCAGGUGGCCCAAAGUGUGCAGGAGGAUGUUUCGGAUGAGGCCCCUUUGCUACAGGCCUCAGUCGAUGACCUGAAGAGAACCAGGACAUCCAGUGAGGGCAACUGCUCUAUGACCUUGGCCGGUUCGGAGAUUUACGUUCUUCGUGCUCUCGGCUUUGCUCGAGUGGAAAUAAUCAGGGCUGGCGACAUUGACUCUGGCACUGUGACCGUUUGGUACGAAACACACGAUGGCACUGCAAAGAACUGGGUUGACUACGUACAGCAGUCGGGCGAGCUCAACUUCUCCCCGGGUGGUCGCUCAGGGCAUGUGGACAUAAAUCUGUACGGACCUGUGACCAUGAACGAAACUGUCCCCAAGUUCUUCUACUUCAGUCUGACGAAGGCUGUCUGUGGCGGCUGCUCUGUGUCCCUUGGUAAGUACACAGAAGCCGAAGUGUUCAUUGAACGAGGGAGCUAA
This is a messenger RNA of Symbiodinium necroappetens, 600 nucleotides long. Lineage: Eukaryota; Dinophyceae; Suessiales; Symbiodiniaceae. The record is from the annotation of a GenBank genome assembly.